UUGGAAGCUUCCCGGCGGGAUAGUUGACGCUGUAACUCCGUGACUGUAAAUGAUUCUUUGUACAUAACAUUAUAUCACAAUGAGGCGAACAAGAAGUUCAAGAAAUAAAAGCCAGACCGCACCAGAGUCCGAAGAAGCCCCUUCAAAAACAGGUUUGCUCCGUGGGAAGCUUGAAAGCAGCGUUUAGCUGAAUGCUGUAGCAUGAGUUCAGUGUGGCAGUGGAAGGGGGACGAUGGGCGAUGGCAGCCGUACCCGCCUUCAGCCUGUGACCUGUUGAACUCGGCGGUGUCUGCGGGAACGGCCUGCAUCACGUUGCCUCUGGGCUCCGGGGCGGCCUACACCGUCGACCUGAAGAAGAUGCUCCAGAUCAAUUCUGUCACCAAGUACGAAAGGAAGAUUCGUUCUCACAUAGUAAAACAAGAAAGCUUGAGUGACAGCAGUGAGUCAGCCACUCACAAUGGAAGACUGGUUCAAGUUAAAGAGGAAGAUGAGGAGACAGAGGAGCAGCCUGCUAAGAGGAGGAGAGGUCAAAGCAAGAGUCAGCCGAAAACAGACAAAACGGCCAAACAAGAAAUAAAAAAUGAAGAGGUGGUGAAGACAGUGGUCAUGAAGGGAAAAGCUCCGUUGGAUUCUGAAUGCAAAGCCAAACUUGGAAAGGCUCAUGUUUACUGUGAAGGAAAUGAUGUUUAUGACGUGAUGUUAAACCAGACAAAUCUUCAGUUUAACAACAACAAAUACUACCUGAUCCAACUGCUGGAAGACGACAGCUCCAAGACGUAUAGUGUGUGGAUGAGAUGGGGCAGAGUUGGCAAAGUGGGUCAAAACAACCUUACAGCCUAUGGUGGAGACCUGAUGAAAGCCAAAGAUGUCUUCAAGAAAAAAUUCUUUGACAAAACCAAGAACGAGUGGGAACACCGGGCAAAUUUUGAAAAAGUAGCUGGGAAAUAUGACAUGGUGUUCAUGGACUACAGCACAAAUGAAAAGGAGGAGAACCUGACCACAGUUGAUAGUGCACCCAAAAAGAAGCCAUCCAAGCUGGAUGAGAAGAUCCAGUCCCUCCUAGAGCUUAUCUGUGACCUCAAAGCCAUGGAGGAGUGUGUCCUCGAGAUGAAGUUCGACACUCGGAAAGCUCCUCUUGGCAAGCUGACUUCGGAGCAGAUACGUGCAGGCUACAUUGCACUGAAGAGAAUCGAGGCGUGUUUAAAGAAGAAGGGCAGCAAUCGUGAGCUGCUGGAGGCCUGCAACCAAUUCUACACCCGCAUCCCACACGACUUUGGGUUAAAAACGCCCCCAAUUAUCCGCACAGAGGAAGAGCUGAAGGAAAAGAUUGCUUUGUUGGAGGCAUUAAGUGACAUCGAGAUUGCAGUGAAAAUGGUUCAGUCUAAUGCAGGCAGUGAUGAACACCCUCUGGACACACAGUACCGCUCCCUCCAGUGCAAACUGGAGCCUCUAAAAUCCACCAGCACUGAGUUCAAGGUGAUAGAGAAGUAUCUGCAGUCCACUCACGCCCCCACCCAUAGUGACUACACCAUGACCGUCCUUGACAUCUUUUCAGUGGACAGAGAUGGGGAGAGAAACAAUUUCCUCUCACAGAUACACAACAGGACUCUGCUGUGGCAUGGUUCCCGUCUGUCUAACUAUGUUGGGAUCCUCAGCCAGGGACUCAGAGUGGCUCCACCUGAAGCUCCGGUCACUGGCUACAUGUUUGGUAAAGGCAUCUACUUUGCUGACAUGUCAUCAAAAAGUGCCAACUACUGCUUUACCAAUCAGAAUAAUAAUAUUGGCCUGCUGUUAUUGUGCGAGGUCGCUCUGGGAGACUGUAACGAGCUGCUGGAUGCUGACUACGACGCCAACAACCUGCCUUCUGGGAAACACAGCACCAAGGGCCUGGGGCAGACUGGACCCGACCCCAAAAACUCAGUGACUCUGGGUGAUGUCACAGUGCCAAUGGGGCCUGGGGUGAAGACAGGUGUGGGUAGAAAUUCCAGUUACUCACUCCUCUAUAACGAGUACAUAGUUUACAACCCCGCCCAGACGCGCAUGAGGUACCUGCUGCGGGUCCAGUUCAACUACUCCUCACUGUGGUGAACUGCAGAUUUCAUGGGAUUUCCUCUCCACUAUUCUUCAUCUGGUGAUGACUCAUUUGGCUCUGACUCUGGGUGGAUCACAGAAACCUUUACCUUCUCAGUUAGCAGUUGACAAACAUUUUGAUAUGAAAUGUCUUUUAUUAAAUUUUUGCUCAAAAGAACACACAAUAACCACAGUAUAUUACAUUGGAUUGUGCAAAAUUACUUUAUAUACAUUAAUAAAAUUAGAUUAUUACAUCACUUUGUUGACAUUUCAUAGGUGAAAUAGUUACUGGCUUUAUCCAAACAGUUAAUGACCACAGAUAUGUAUUUUUUUUAACAAAUAUGCGAUUGAUGUUGUCCCUAAGUCGUGUGUGUAUCUGGGGUUUGAUAGAAGUAAAGGUCACACUGUAAACUGCUAAAGCAAAUGAGAGAAGAGAGAUAUGAAGAAUAUUUUGCACUACUAUUUGUCCAUGUUAUUUAACUGUUCUGUAAACUACAUGUUGUAAAGGGCAACAUCGAUUCAAUUUGGCUUUCUGCUUUGUUCUGUAUGUAGCAAAUGGCCCCAUGGAUCUUAAUUGUUAUCACUGUCUGUCAUUCAUGAUUGAAUUAGAAGUUAGUUGUGCAGGUUGGAGAUGAGAAUUAACUAAAUAAAAGCAAAGAAAAUUCUUAA
Betta splendens (Siamese fighting fish) is the source of this 2739-nucleotide messenger RNA. It is a transcript of the gene parp2, whose product is annotated as poly (ADP-ribose) polymerase 2. NCBI's taxonomy places the organism in Eukaryota, Metazoa, Chordata, Actinopteri, Anabantiformes, Osphronemidae. The record is from RefSeq and is a predicted model, not a curated record. The transcript is spliced from 17 exons. Gene Ontology annotation, molecular function: NAD+ poly-ADP-ribosyltransferase activity; zinc ion binding. Bases 202 to 2088 code for a protein of 628 amino acids.